Molecule: messenger RNA, 1943 nt
Organism: Brachypodium distachyon (stiff brome)
Lineage: Eukaryota; Viridiplantae; Streptophyta; Magnoliopsida; Poales; Poaceae
Product: protein DETOXIFICATION 40
Exons: 7
Coding region: 148-1638 (496 amino acids)
Biological process (GO): xenobiotic detoxification by transmembrane export across the plasma membrane
Cellular component (GO): membrane
Molecular function (GO): xenobiotic transmembrane transporter activity; antiporter activity
Source: RefSeq, a predicted model, not a curated record
UGUCACUUCACCCACCACGGUCCUCUGUUUUCCUCCCCAACAUUGACGUAGCAGCAGAUCAAGCAGGAGCUGCACCAGUAAAACGCCAAAACACCACGCGACGCGACACUCCUCGCCCCCGAGCCAGGACCCCAGAAAUCGUCUCCAAUGGGUCGGUCGGCUGAGCACGCCGGCAGCGGCGGCGCCGUGGACGGGCGGCUGGAGGCUCUGCUCUCCAGCACCGAAGGCAGCGGCGCGCGUCGCAUGGCGUCGGCGGCGGCGCUGGAGCUGCGUCUUCUGGCGCCGCUGGCCGCGCCUGCCGUGGCCGUGUACAUGCUGAUCAUCGUGAUGUCCUCCGCCACCCAGAUCUUCUGCGGGCAGCUCGGCAACGUCCAGCUCGCCGCCGCCUCCCUUGGCAACAACGGCAUCCAGGUCUUCGCCUACGGCCUAAUGCUGGGGAUGGGGAGCGCGGUGGAGACGCUGUGCGGGCAGGCGUACGGCGCCGAGAAGCACGAGAUGCUGGGGGUGUACCUGCAGCGGUCCACGGUGCUCCUGACGGCCACGGGGCUGCCUCUCGCCGCCAUGUACGCCUUCUCGGAGCCCAUCCUUCUGCUCCUGGGCCAGUCCCCGGAGAUCGCUGCCUCUGCCGCGAGGUUCGCCUACGGCCUCAUCCCGCAGAUCUUCGCCUACGCGGCAAACUUCCCCAUCCAGAAGUUCCUCCAGGCGCAGAGCAUCGUGGCGCCCAGCGCCUACAUCCUCGCCGCCAGCCUGGUCCUCCACGUGGCGCUGAGCUGGGUGGUGGUGGACCGGCUCGGGCUGGGCCUGCUGGGCGCGUCGCUGACGCUGAGCCUGACGUGGUGGGUCCUCGUGGCCGGGCAGUUCGCGUACAUCGUGAUGAGCCCCAGGUGCAGGGCCACGUGGACCGGGUUCACGUGGGCGGCCUUCGCUGACCUGGCUGGGUUUGCCAAGCUGUCUGCCGCGUCGGCCGUGAUGCUGGCGCUCGAGGUGUGGUACUUCCAGGUGCUCAUCCUCCUCGCCGGCAUGCUGCCCGACCCGCAGCUCGCCCUCGACUCACUCACCGUCUGCACCUCGAUCCAGUCAUGGGUGUUCAUGAUUUCAGUAGGCUUCAAUGCUGCAGCCAGCGUGAGGGUGGGGAAUGAACUGGGCGCCGGGAAUCCCAGAUCGGCGGCAUUCUCCGCGUGGGUGGUCACCGCCAUGUCCGCGCUCAUAGCAGUCGCUGCCGGUGCCCUCGUCUUCCUGCUCAGGGACAAGCUCAGCUACAUCUUCACCGGAGGCGAGGCCGUCUCGCGCGCCGUCGCCGAUCUCUGCCCUUUGCUCGUCGCCACCAUUGUGCUCUGCGGAAUCCAGCCCGUGCUAUCAGGUGUGGCUGUUGGGUGUGGGUGGCAAGCAUUGGUGGCAUACAUCAACAUUGGAUGCUACUACUUCAUCGGCGUGCCCCUUGGCGUACUCUUGGGAUUCAAAUUUGACUAUGGAAUUAAGGGACUGUGGGGAGGCAUGAUUGGAGGCACACUCAUCCAAACAAUUAUCCUGUUGUGGAUCACAUUCAGAACUGAUUGGAACAAGGAGGUCGAGGAAGCGAGGAGAAGACUAGACAAGUGGGACGAAGCAAAGCAGCCUCUUCUCGCUAACAUGCAGUAAACAUGCCAGGAGAAGAUGAAGGCUAUGUAUGCAGUAUGCUGCUUCAAGUUGGACAGAUCGUCGACCCUAAAUCUCAGUACCGUAACAUCUGCCACCGCUGACUGCAAUGAGAAAUCACCCUAAAUCUCAUCCAUGGUUAGGUUCAUAUCCCUCGAAUCCUUCACCCGGUUCUGAAAUCCUUAUAGGCUCCUAGCUAGCCUCAUGAUUCUUUCAGAUGAUGGUGCGGUUGUAUCCCUGCCUAACUAUGCAUGCUACUCGUUGGUGCAAAUGGUCAUUAAGAUCAAUUAAAAAUUCAUUUUUUUAAA